Messenger RNA from Spodoptera frugiperda (fall armyworm), 3219 nucleotides. RefSeq lists its product as uncharacterized. Bases 469 to 3219 code for a protein of 916 amino acids. The record is from RefSeq and is a predicted model, not a curated record. NCBI's taxonomy places the organism in Eukaryota, Metazoa, Arthropoda, Insecta, Lepidoptera, Noctuidae. The transcript has 3 exons.
AGCGCGGGGAUUAAGAAAGUAACGAACGUAGUCUAUGGUAUGACUACUCUGUGGUUGCAACGUCACGCGGACGCCCAAUGAGAGCGCGUGAACGACCACCUCUCCCGACCGCCGCAACCUCGCGCGCCAGCGCAGCCAUUGCGAGCGGUGAGAGAGAGAGCGCCCCGACCACCGACGCGUACGGACGUGUCGAGAAAUCCUCCGCGGCUCUAUAUCACGCCAUCAAUAAUCUAGAACUUUCGAUUAUCCGCCAUUUUGUAUCAAGUAGUUUUGUGUUAAGUUUUUGUCUCGUGUUCGGAACAUUAUGUAAAAUUAGUAAUAAAAGUGAUUGACUAUAAAGUGCCGCUUUAUUUAAAACCACCACUGAGUUUGGAAGUUGCCUAUUAAACUGGCUCCCAACUUUAGUGACUAUUACACUGGCGCCCAACUAGUAGGCCGAACCGUUACGACCGUUACAUAAGCGUGAAGAUGCCGACAACGAGGAGAGGGGAAGCCCUCCGUCAACAACAGGGAGAUGAAGGGAACGUCACUCUCACUGAAGAGGAGAUCGUCGCCGAGCGCGGCCACGCGGACGAAGCCGCGAGCGCCGGCUCGAGGCCGACAGAACCUGCUCCCCACUUCACCCAAGAGUUUCUAUCCACGCUGAUCGAAACGAUUACGCGUGCGCAGGUGGAGGCUAACAGAAGUCUCGUUAACACGCUGAUGGGAUCCGGCGGCGACUUCAGAGCUUCCACCCCAGUCGGGCCUCCUCCAUUUUCCAACGCGACCGGCGGUGGUACCGCCGUCGCAGCCCCGCCGUGCAGCGAGGCUAACUUCGUGAAGUGCACGGCGAGAUUCGACGGGACCUCCCCGGACGCUGAGGUCCUGGAAGCAUUCCUGGACGCCGUCGAGAUCUACAAGGAGUGCGCAGCAGUGAGCGACGAACACGCCCUGCGUGGGCUACCCAUGCUCCUUGAGGGCGAAGCCGCCGUGUGGUGGCGCGGCGUAAAAGCGUCGGUAACUACAUGGGCGGACGCGACCGCGCGCCUCCGUGCGACCUAUGGCGUCGCGCAGCCCGCGCACCUCAUCCUGCGCGAGAUCUUCGCGAGGGAACAGCAGGAAGAACGUGCGGAGUCAUUCAUAUGUAGAGUGCGCGCGUUAAUCGCUAGGUUGCCUUAUACUUUAGAUCAAACGUUACAAACAGACAUUUGUUACGGCUUAUUACAUAGACGCGUAGUGAAACGAGUGCCGCGAGAUAGUGUUCGUGGGUUAGACGACCUAUUAUAUAAGGCUAGGAUCGCGGAGGAUACCUACAAAGCGUCUAAGGUUAAUUCCGAUAUUGUUAGUAAUAAUAAUUCGAUCGAAACAUCUACUACCGACCGUGUUCUCAAGCUAUCGAGUUCCGCGACCACGGGCGCGACUUCGUCACGUUGCAACAACAGAAGUAGACCGCGUUGUAGUUUCUGUAGGCUUUUUGGGCAUGUUAGCGACGAGUGUCGUAAUCGCGAGAAGGCUAAGUCUAGCAAAAACAUUAAUACAACACCUAGGGAGGUACGUUGUUAUGGAUGUGGCAAGCAGGGAGUCGUGAGGUCGAAAUGUGAUGUUUGCGUGAACACAACGUCGAAGUCCGACGACAAAAUAUCUUUCAACAAAGUUGAUGUAGAUUUUUGUAUGCAUAACGUCGAUGUUAGGAAUAAUAGUUACACUAGUAGGGUUAAUACCGAGUCGUGUGUUAGCAUUACAAGUGCAUAUCUAAGUACGCGCGACGAUCACCCGAUGGUGAAUAUUAGUGUCGCGGGCCGUAGGGGCGUGGCCGUUGUAGAUACCGGCGCCACGCAUAGCAUAGCGAGCCCGCUCUUACACCGAAUCUUAGUUAACUCGGGAGUUCGAUUUACCGAAACGAGACGUUUCGUGCGCCUAGCCGACGGCACACAAGGAUGGAGGGACUUGCUGUCAGCCGAGACAGAGGUUAUCAUUGUAGGCCGACGAAUAAUGUGCAAGUUCCUAGUGUUGCCUGGUAGGAAUGUUAGGACUCUGUUAGGUGUAGAUUUCUUGACUCGGGCCGGCAUGGUUAUAGACGUCGCCCGACGUACAUGGUCGUUCUCGGACUGUCCGGAACGACGGUUUGAUUUAGUGUGUACUUACACUGUAGGUUCGAACAAUAGUGUCGACGCCGGCCUAUUGCACACCGCUUCUGCCGAUGACCCAGCACCGCGACCGCGUGAAGGUAAGUUUACCCCCGCGCGGCGGCGUACACCUAGUGCGUGCAUCGUAGAUCGCGCGCCGCGAGCCGCGCGCGAUGUACCCGCGUCGAAGGGCGCUGCGCGUCGUCGUUAUAAGGUGAGUUCACUUCAAAAAGGCGGGAUCAAGGUCGAUCCAGAUAAGGCGGCAGUUGUCGCCAACCUGGCUGCUCCGCAGAACGUGAAGCAACUAGAGUGUUUCUUGCGCAUGUCAAGAAUCGCGAGACCCCUCACUGACCUCCUGAAGAAGUCGAGUGCCUGGCGAUGGGGCACCGAACAACAGGAGGCGUAUGAACGCGUCAAGUCUCUGCUCGUUUCCGCUCCUAUUCUCCGCCAGGCGGACGCGUCAAAGCCAUUUACCCUUUGCACUGAUAGCAGCGCCUAUUGUAUUGGGGCUGUUCUCAUGCAGGGGGAGGGCCAUGACGAACAGCCAAUCGAGUACGCGAGUCGACUCCUCACUAGUGCCGAGAGGAACUACUCCACGACUGAGCGAGAGGCUCUCGCCGUCGUGUGGGCACUAAGUAAGUUCCGCAGGUAUGUGAAAACCGCGAAGGUCAUCGUUAGGACUGACUACCAGCCCUUAGGGUGGCUGAUGGGUCAGAGGUCACCUAGCGGUAGACUGGCCAGAUGGGCCCCGAUGUUGCGAGAGUUCGAUCUCAGCAUUGAGUACACACCCCGUCGCUCACAGGUAGUUGCAGGUACCACGUCGCGACCCGUCAGUGCAGGCGACCAGGACGAGUGUGACCUAUGCAUAAUAGACAUCGCUUUGCCAGAGAGAAGCAGCAGUGUUCGCAGCAGUCAGCCGAUGAACCCCAGAGUGGAAAAGCAGUCGGAAAAUGAGAAGGAGCGAAGGACUUCAGAACAAGCUCAUAGCGCAAAACUCACGCACCAUAUCACCCAUCUCACGUGCUCGCCGGUUUAUGGCACAUGUGUGAGCGAGAAGGAAGAUGCGGCAUCGCAUGCUCCUAAAACGUCACAAAGGAGGUCGCCCGAUGAAUAA